Molecule: messenger RNA, 6657 nt
Organism: Oncorhynchus mykiss (rainbow trout)
Lineage: Eukaryota; Metazoa; Chordata; Actinopteri; Salmoniformes; Salmonidae
Source: RefSeq, a predicted model, not a curated record
AUGCUCCCCAUCAGCAAAGACACCAACGAAGAUUCAACCCAGGGCUCUGUCAGCUGUACCUCCCUACUCUCCAAAGUCAAUGUGAUCUGUCUCCCUCAGAGUCCUGACAGUAGGUCCUCCCCAAUCUCCAUUGACGAACCAGUCACUGCUGUCCAGACCUAUUGUAGCAGCAGUUAUCUGUCCAGUGAGGAACAAGCUCACUCAACCUCCAAUCAGGUCUCUACUGAGAACCUCCAGGCUGCUAGGCCACGUUCCGCUACGCCACAAUUUGCUACGUCACAGUCUGCCAGGCCACAGUCUGACAUACAAUGUACUGCCGCUGAUGUCCAUGAACCCCCAUCUGCUGUAGUGGGCUACACACCACAUUUAGCUAGCCCAGGUUUGAUAUGUCAUUUUAGUCAUGGACAUGUCAUCCCCUUCAAACAGACCUUGGCCAGUUUCUCCUCCCCCAUCACCAGCUUCCCUUCCAGCCAGGGCUCAUCUACCAGAAGCUCCAUAGUGUCUACCGCUUUGAAACUCUCAGCCGCUGAUAUGCCUCCCAAGCAGUGGUCAGCCAGGAGCACCUCUUCCUCCUCGGGCUCCAUCAAGCUUUUUGACCGAAUGAGUGAUAUUCCUUGUUCCUUGGCUGUGAGCUCUAUUUCAACUGUUCCUGGACCUGACUCUAGCAGCAGCCCUGUGCGGGAGAAUCAAUCCAUCAAUCAAGAGGUCUCGUCGAUCUGCCUCAGCCAAGAUAGAAAUGGCCAAGGAGGGAGUGUGACACCUCCAGCCCCUUUGGAUGUUUCCCUCCCCUCCAUUAUUGAGCGGGCUGGCGGACUUGUAUGUUCCGUCAUCUCCCAGGCUUUAGCAAUUGUGGAGGCGCGGUCAAGUGUGAAUGGUGAGGAGGGCUCUCCAUCUCCCACCACAGUCUCCCAUUCUCCUACAAGGGUGUUUGUCAGCCACUUAAGGAGUAACCCACUAGGUGAGGACCUUGUAGAUUCAACACUUGCGGAUGUUAUCUCUGUCCUGAAAAUGGAGGGAAUUCUUUCCUCCUCUCCGACUUUGGAGGAGGAGCUGCUUGAUCUCUCCUCCAGUUGUUCUUCGUCAUCCAGCGAAACACUGCAAUGUGUGUCUGUUGGCCCUCUUGGCAGUGGGUCGGAGACGUCCUUCAAACUUCUUGGGGGUCGUACUCUGAGUAUCGCCAUCCCAACGGCCCAUGUUACCACAGAGGACUUAGAAGUCUACAGUGAUGAGAUCAUUGACGAAAUCCUUAUUAUAAUGAGGAGCAAAAAAGAUGAUGACAGUGGAAGUGACGUCUCUGGUGCAUCAACACCAUGCAACACACCAGCACCACAGAGCCGGUCCUCUUCUGCACUGAGGGGAGUGCUUCCCCAUGACAGAAGGAUACUCAGCACAACACUGCUUGGAAUCCAGAACACACUAGAUAGUGAGAACCUCUCAGGAGAGUGUUCCACCUCACCACAGGACAAUGCCAGAGUCCUGGAGAUGAUAAAGUUGCUGCAGAGGCGCCUUGAGGGUACAACCUCAGAGUCCUCCAUCCAUAUCACAGAUGUGGCUUCACCCUUGGGCUUUCCUCUCCCUGUAUCUCUCUAUGCUGUUCAGUCGUGUGUAUUUGCCACUGACAAAGACCUGAAGGUGGAAAGAGUGAAGGGAGUCUUUGAAAGCCUGAGAUCCCAGUUUAUGAGCUACUCCAUCAAGCCUGUGAGUAACAUCAUUACCAGGGCAACAACAAAGAUGGCUGCCUCCAAUCAGCUUAGUUCAGAGACCCUCCAGGCAGCAUCAGCAAAAUCAUCUGCUGUGGCUCAGAACCUUAUUAGUUCGGUUUUAUUUAAAGUUGCCACGGUGUCCUGCUCUGAUGACUUAGAGGGUCUGGGUGAUCAUAUCAGAUGCCCCUCAACUUUGACCAGAGUUCUGACACCUUUGACCUCGGAGAAAGCUACACUGACACCUGCUGUUCUGAAGAUCAGAAGGGGGAUGUCUAAGGAAGUGGCCACCGAACUCCAGAGUUUCUUGAUCAAGGAAUCCCUUACUGCCACCCAGACACCAUCCAAUGGACAUGUUUGCACUUCUGGUUCUGCCCCAAGGGAAGCUGUGCGGGACAUCCUGAGGAAAACCAAAGAGGAGGCUUCCAACAAAAGCCUGAAUAAUAUUUUCUCUGUUAAUUUGGAUGAGCGGCUCACAGACUCUAUUGCAGAUGCCUUAUAUCCAAAGCUUUAUGACCGAUUGGAGUCCAAAAGAGAGCUGCAGGCUUCUUAUUACAGCUCCCAGAUCAGCUGUAGCCUCAGCCCCUUCAAAGUUGAGAGCAGCCUAGAGCUCCAGGAGUUCACUGACCCACUAUCUGAGUCAGUAUUGUGUCUCCUGGAUAGGACAUUUGGAGAUAAAGCUCAGAACUUAAAGACAGGCGAGGAUGUUUUACAAUAUGUCACAGACCCAACCUAUAAUAAGCUUUUGAUUGGAUCCCACACCAACGACGUCAAUGUGGUUGUGCACACGAUUGCAGUGGAGGAGUUGCCUGUUGAUGGUUGUAUUGCGCAAAGUGAGGCCAUUCAUGGCCUUCACAAGAAGCAAGAGUUACCUCCCAGCACCAGUGGCAGAGGGAAUGAGACCCCGAGCCCUACUAAUUGCCUACUGGAGGGUGUAGUGGGCAAACUGGUACGGAAGAUGCUAUUUCAGGGCCUUGACAUCCCUGAGGAACCCAUGAACUACAGCCGCUCUGAGAACUUUAAGCUACAGUAUGAACUGGUGGCAAAGCUUUGUCCUCUGAUGGUAAGGACAAUCAUGGCUACAACCAUAGCCAAUCAACAACCUACUAUUCAAGAAGCAGUGAUGUCUUCCGAGAACAUCCAUGUGAAAGAGCUGUGUGAGGCAUGUAUCAAACCUCUCAAAGAGAACCAUGUACCCGAUGACUCUGAGACCAACAACAUGGUCAGAGGGGCUUUGAGUGAAAUUGAAUCCUGUAUAAUUGAGACCUCCGACAAGGACUCUCCCAGUCUACAUUCCACACCAGAGGUGGUUGUAGACCUGAUCACCAAGCUGCUUCAUGGGUAUGAGCUUAACUCAGAGGACUUUGCAUCACCUGUGUCAUCCCCAACCACCACUCUCUCUGAUGUGGCAAUGGACAUGGUGGUUUCUGUCCUUCGGGACAUGUCCGAUUCCCCAGACGUUACCUCAGCAUUGGAAAUGACCAAGGAUCUCAAGACGCCGUACUCCCGCCCCUCAAGUGCAAGGAUAGUAAGUGCCCUCUGCAGAGAGCUGGAGGAGCGCAUGGGCUCUCCUGAUGCUCUGAGGCGAGCUUUGAGCCGCGGCAGCGGGGAGAUGACAACAGCCAUUGCUAGUGCAGUCACCAGGGAAGUCAACCGUCUGGGUUCAAUCGUACCCAAAGUCUCUGUCAGGCCGCUCUCCUCAGACAUCUGCCUAAGGACAGACCAGGACAAGGUCAUGGUUAAGAGCCGAUGUGGCUCUGCUGAGGUGAAGGCAUCCCAACCGGUGUAUAUUAUUGUUCAUGUAGAGGCGGUGAUGGAUAUCAUUGUCCGGCUGCGGUCUCUGAUUGUUCCUCGGACCCAGGAUAAACUGGCCAGCUGGACCCUAGUUGAGGAUGUGACCAACAAGCUGUCCAGUGCUCUGUGGGUGAGGGUCACUAACAGGUGGAGGGAAGCAAAUGUCUGCCUGAAGGCAACAGACAUCUUUCAGUUGGUGCUGUCUGUGCAUAGAAAGUUGAUGCAACGCUAUGGCACAGAGGAAGCCCUACAGAAGAUACUGUGCCACAAGGCACCCAAGCUGCACAAGGACAUUGUCUGUCUUGUCACGAACGGAAUUAUGGAUGCACCAUCCAAACUUCAAAGCACCAAAAAUCUGGAAUCUACACUCAACUUGAAAGAAUUGACAGCCUUGUUUAAUGAAAUGACAACCCGUCAAUCUUUGAAUAAGAAAGCUGAGCAGAGCAGCAUCAAGAUUGAGAUUGAACAGCCGGAGUGGUCCACUGUGGAACAAGUGACAUCCGGUUCCACCAGCUUCAUUAGGGAGCUUAUAUUAGAAGAAGUCCUGAUGAAGCUUGUCAAGAAGAUAUGCCGUAUGCCAAAAAGGACCAACAAGCGUCAGCGCAUCCAGAUCAGUGAUCUGGUGACUGAGCUGAUCCGAUUGUUCGACGAGGAGGUGGCCAAAUAUCUGAUUGAGGAAAUGGAAAGCCAGCAAAAAAGUUUCAAUUCUAAGAUGACAUCGAAGCUGGCAGAUGCCAUCUACACUGACCUUGGGAAGGUCAAGCGUUUGAAACGCUCCUUGAAAAUUGACGAUUUAUUUGAGGAUCAGGAGAUGCUUUCCAUUGUCUCUGUCAUUGUUUCCCACAAGCUACUGGCCAUCUUGAAACCCUCAGUUUCCAACCCAUAUGACCGUGAGACCUCAGACCUUGAAGACUCAUGCAGUAAUGAUUUGGAGGAUGCGGAAUCUGAGGGGGUGCAUUAUGCCACCGGCAGAAAGUCCAACAUGAGCAUCGUCCUUACAGACACUACAAUCCAGCCAGAGAUGUACAUUGCUGUGGAUUCUCCACCUAUGAUUAAAUUAUCCAAGAUGAGGAAAGGCAUCCGGGACUUCUUCUGGGGAGUCCAGAAGGCCUGGAAACGCUUGGUCACCUGCAAGUCCUCUGGGUCCUCUGAUGGGUAGCCUGGAUGACGUUCAGCCCAUGUCACUUGCUUUUGCCAGGCUACAUCUGAGGAGGACACCACAACUGGCCUCAAUACAACAUUUUUAUUUUUGUUGGUCAUUUCUGUUUUCAUUUUGAAUCCCCUAAUCAUGCUAUAUUUGAACCAGGCUGUCAGUGGACUAGCUUACCAUUAGUUUAUACUCCUUAAGGAAGAUCCACUAUAGGCUAGUCAACACCACAAUUCCAUCUGGUUCUUUUGAUCCCUUAUUAGCUCCCACUCCUGUAACUAGGAAUGUGAGCUUCUAAAUGUCAUUCAGACAUCUACAGCUUCUCCUGUGAUUAGGAAGAUAAGCUAAGAAGCCCAACCAAUUGACUAGAUGUGCUGUACAUCUGAUGCCCUCUCCCUAUUGUAAUCAUUGAUCCACGUCCAUUGCAGCCUCUAAAUUUGAUGUAAAUAUUUAGCCUAAAUUAAAAAAUGACAAGGAGGGUAGGCCGACAGCAGCUUCUACUCUUACGAUUAGGAAAGUGGUGCUAAACUUUUUGGGCUUUGGAGCGUUAUAUUAUAGUAGAAAUAAUGUAAAUGAAUAAAAGUGAACUGAUGUAUGUCAACUUGAUGGAGAUAUUUGCUCGCUCAACAAAAGCUAUAUUGGUGUUAGGUCUGAAGUUGCAUGACAUUCACCUAUUUAUUUAAUUGGCACGGCCCUGAAAGAGGUAGAAAAGGCCUCAAGAUGGCGACAAAUAUCUUCUGUCAGAAAAUCGAAUCAAUGUGUUUAUCACAUGCGCUGAGUCGAACAGGUGAAAUGCAUACUUACAUCUUCCUCUAACUCUGCCUUGGCAGAGAAGGGCUUGAUGAAUCAUAUACAGUAUAUUGAAUUCAGAGUUUCUUGUAUGAAAUACAACAUUGCUGUCUGCCAAAUGAAUUAGCAGUAUUAAAGCAGUGUAAUAUACACUGAGUGUACAAUACAUGAGUGCUCUUCCCAUGACAUAGAUGGCCCAGGUGAAUCAAGGUGAAAGCUAUGAUCCUUUAUUGAUGUCACAGUGUAGAUGCUGGGUUUUUGACGCGUAACAGUGUCCCGUGUGUAUCAAGAAUGGUCCACCAACCAAAGGACACCCAGCCAACUUGACACAACUGUGGGAAGCAUUGGAGUCAACAUGGACCAGCAUCCCAGUGGAAUGCUUUUGACACUUUGUAGAGUCCAUGCCCUGACAAAUUGAGGCUAAUCUGAGGGGGGAAAAGGGUGCAACUAAAUAUUAGGAAGGUGUUCUUGAUGUUUUGUGCACUCAGUGCAUAUACUUCUGGUUGUAUAUAUUUGAAGUUAUAGGAGAAUGUGAGUCUUAUGGCCAGCUGCCAUAUUCUUGCAUGUAUUCUGCAUCCGGAACCGUGAAGCCUGGCCAGCGAGUUUAGUAUGAUUUGAGAUAUGAUAUUUAUGCACCACAUGUUUAUGUGGCUACUCUAUGUUUGCCUAACUUGGGGAGACAAAGAAAGUAAUACUUACUUUCAGAAGAGGACUUAGACAUAUUGAAAAGUAGUGCACUGUAUAGAGUGCCAUUUGGGGUGCAAGUUCAGACUUAGUUUUAAUAAGGGGAUUAGGUCUGCUAGCCAGUGUUCCGUCUCUCUCUCCCUCUCCUGCAGGCAUGCUCAUGUACAAUAAGGUGUUUUCGGGGCAUGAUGACUCAGCUCAUUGGUGACCAAACUCACCUUUUUUAGGUGGGCCAGUAAGUUGUGUGGCAACCCUGCCUGUUAGUAGUUUGACACACAUAAUGCUUUACUUGAAGGCUACCUACAUUAGGACUUCAUAACACUUUCAUCACUCAUUUAUACAAUGGGUGCGUAUAAUCCGGAACGCUGAUUGGUUAAAAGCCAUUCCAGCCGGUGUCUUUUCCACAAAUUACCACCAGCUAAAUCUGACGUUAAAAUGUUUAUGAACUCUGUUCCAUCUGACUGUCUCAUCAGCCCAGGCAGGGAAGUUAUAAACUUGAUCUACACUAUAAAAAGCAUCUAGACAUUAUCUCGCAUUUCUUUU